AUGGCCGCUAUAUUCUCCGAGGCGAGGCAGUGCGAGCUUCCGGCUCUUGACGAACUGGAGUGAGGGAGAAGAAGCAGAAGGAGGAGAAGAAGAGGAGAGGGAGAGGGAGGGGGAGAGGGAGGAAGAGGAGACUGGCUCCUCGUCAAGAAGGGAGGGUCUUGCCAGGUCGCCGCCCUAGGCUGGCCUGCGAGCUCAUCGUCAUGGGGGUGCACGAGGGCUCGUGUCCACGAGCAUGAAGCCGAGGCUCUCUUGAGGCUGAGGAACGCGCGCUGCACCGAUUGUGGUCUCGAACUCGACGAAACGCCCGGCCGCCAUGGAGAGGAAACGUUUCGCUUACUGCUUGGCCGUGUCAGCGGCCUUGAUUCUCCUCUUCGGGAGGCUCGAUGUGUACGUCCCAGCUGCAGUGAAAGAUCCUCAAAGAGCCACGCUGCACAAGAGUCUGAAGAACAUGGCCUGCGAUGAGACGACGGUGUUCAUUCAAGACAAGUUCCUGUCAUCGACGUCCGGCGUGACGAAGAGGGUGAAGGAGGAGGCCGCAAGGGCCAAGGCUGGGACCUGCGAACAGGAAAAGCAAUUCAUCUUCAAUUUCAUCAGCAAACAGCUGCCGGAUGUGAGCGGAGGAGGGCACAUUGGCACCAAAUCAUGGUUCUCAUUCCCACCUUCUUCCUGCCUGUCGUGUCUCGCUUCUGUGUGCCUGGCGCACGACCAGUGUGACAAAUGCUGCCGGAAAAGACACUCCACAUUCUGUUACGAUUGUCGCUGAUGAGAAUCCCUCUCGAUUAUUAGUGCCGGCUCUCGCAAGACAUCCGGUACCAUUAUAUUUGUACAUAUAAGUGCCAGAAUCAAUUAAAGGAAAUUGUAUUAGACAUGCAUUGGACGACAAGUCUGGAGAAAAAUCUCGCAGAUGAUUUGUAGUAGAAUUCCGAUACUCGCAAUUUACGAGCGGAAGUUCCUUACUGACGCCGCUCCUUCCGCAAAGCAGUGGUAUUCGUGCAUCAUCCGAUUUGGUGGGUCGGACUGCUCUGCUGUCGAAAUUCUUUUGCUCUCGUGAUCACCAGUGAAUAUUAUUUCUACCUGCUGUAUUCCUUCACCAAAAAAACUCUCUCGUGCGUCCAUUACGUCGCACCUGAGCUUUAUAAAGGGCUUUAUUGCUGCA
Marchantia polymorpha subsp. ruderalis is the source of this 1156-nucleotide messenger RNA. The record is from the annotation of a GenBank genome assembly. NCBI's taxonomy places the organism in Eukaryota, Viridiplantae, Streptophyta, Marchantiopsida, Marchantiales, Marchantiaceae.